Molecule: messenger RNA, 1788 nt
Organism: Panicum virgatum (switchgrass)
Lineage: Eukaryota; Viridiplantae; Streptophyta; Magnoliopsida; Poales; Poaceae
Product: retrovirus-related Pol polyprotein from transposon TNT 1-94
Exons: 2
Coding region: 1-1788 (595 amino acids)
Molecular function (GO): nucleic acid binding; zinc ion binding
Source: RefSeq, a predicted model, not a curated record
AUGUCGCUGCCGCACCACCGCGCCUCCGGAUCGCUCACGCCCCCACGUCGCCGCGCUCCUCGAUCGCCAACGCCACCUACUCGCCGCGGUCGCCGACACCGUGACGAUGGCGCGCCGCCGACGCGCGUCGUCCGCGAGGUGGGAUCGGCGAACUACCCCAUGCUGACUCGCACCAACUACACGGAUUGGGCGGUUCUCAUGCAGGUAAUGCUUGAAGCACGUGAACUCUGGGAGGCGGCGAGCCACGGGACCGUCGACCGGCACGACAACCUCAUGGCCAUGGAGGCCAUUCUCCGCGCGACGCCGCGAGAGAUGCGUGUCUCCUUCCACGGGAAGGGCACGGCGAAGCGAGCCUGGGACUCCCUCAAGAUCGAGCGCGUGGGUGUUGAUCGGAUUCGCAAGGCGAAAGCCACCGAUCUCAUCCGCGAGUUCGACGCGCUCAGCUUCCGUGAAGACAAGAAGGUGGACGACUUCAUGCACCGGUUCAACCACGUCGUCAGCGAGCUCACCAUCCUCGGCGACCGCCCCGCGGAGACAACGAUGGUGCGUCGCAUACUCCAGGCAGUGCCUCCACGGUACGACCAAAUCACGCACUCCAUCGAGACUCUGCUCGACAUCGACGCCAUGUCGACCGACGAGCUUGUUGGGCGCCUCAAGUCGGCCAAGGUGCGUGAGAAGAGCCGCGAAUCGACGUCCACGAACUCCAAUGGCAAGCUGCUCCUCUCGGAGGAGGAGUGGCUGGCGCGCUACAAGCAUCGACUCGCGGGCGAGGGCUCCCGCUCCGGCAGCAACAGCGGCAAGCCAUCAGGCAGUUCGUGCGGUGGGAACAAGGGCGGCGCACGUGCUGGCGGCUCCUACGACGAGCCGGCCAGAGAGGCCACAAAGUCCGACAAGUGCAAGUACUGCAAGAAGGGCCAUUGGGCCCGAGAAUGCCGCAAGAAGAAGAGAGAUGAAGCGGCGCUCCUCGCUGAAACCGGCGGUGACGACACCGACGAGCCUUCCUUGCUGAUGGCGGUGGCCGAACCUGCUGCUGGUGACGGCGAGACAGUUCGCGCCACACAGGCCGAACGAGUCACGCCCCACAUUCCCCCUGUUCAUGUUGGCGGGCAAGUCUUCCUCAACGAAGAACGUGCUGUGGUGCAGCUGGAGGACGCUGAGUCUGGUGCGAACGCCGACACGUCUGUCACCGACACCUGGUUUCUCGACACCGGGGCGUCAAACCACAUGACGGGCAACUGCACGGCGUUCUCCGAGCUGGACCGCUCCAUCAAAGGCACUGUGAAGUUCGGGGACGGCUCCCUCGUCGACAUCGUCGGACGUGGGACUGUCAUCUUCGCCGCGCGCAAUGGGGGUCACCAGUCCUUGCUUGACAUCUACUACAUACCGCGCCUCCGCUCCAACAUCAUCAGCCUUGGUCAGCUUGACGAAGUUGGCUGCAAGGUCGAGAUCGAAGAUGGUGUGCUCCGGGUUCGCGACCCGUAUAGGGUGCUCCUUGCAAAGGUACGUCGGAGCCCUCAUCGUCUCUACAAGAUCACCCUCACCAUAGCGCAGCCGGUGGCUCUGCUGGCGCGCACAAACGAUUCCUCGUGGCGCUGGCAAGAGCGAUUUGGGCACAUCGGCUUCGACACGUUGCGGAGGCUGAGCCGUGGCGGUCUGGUGCGGGGACUUCCGCCCCUGGACCAUGUCGACCAGCUCUGCGACGCCUGCCUCGCCGGAAAACAACGCCGCGCAUCCUUCCCCGACCGCUCCCUGCACAGGUUCUCAGAACUUAAGUUGUUGAAUGGUUAG